Striga asiatica is the source of this 1976-nucleotide messenger RNA. NCBI's taxonomy places the organism in Eukaryota, Viridiplantae, Streptophyta, Magnoliopsida, Lamiales, Orobanchaceae. The record is from the annotation of a GenBank genome assembly.
CGUGGAUGUCGUGGCAGUGUCGUAGCGCGUCCUCCAUCACAACUCCCUACUCCCGCACACACACACAAUCAUUCCCCCACCGUAUACCGUCACACUUCUCAGGGCAUCUCUGUGCACAUAUUCUGCUUUUAUGCGUCUUCGUACACUAUAAAUUAUUAUAUUAUCCAUCACAAACACUUAUCCUCUUUCAGAUAAAAAAGCAUAUGUUCAUAUAUAAUAUUAUAUUAAAAUUUCCAGUUAAACAAGAUAGGUGAGAUAAUAUCAGCAAUUUAGAGAGAGAUAAUGUCGUCUUGGGUGGCAGACUAUCUUUCGCAAGGCAGCAACAACAUGAACAACGGCCAUGAAGACGGAGAUGAGCAGCUCAAACUUCUCCGACCUGGCUGUGAUUCGGCGGCCUCCGACCUUUCGCCGCCGGCUGAUGCUUUUCUCAGAGCCGCCGUCUCCCUCAAAGAUCAGGUGGUGGAGAUGACAUGGAGAAAAGAGGGGGAAAAUUGGAGCUUGGACCCGACGGUUUAUACUGGUUUGAUGGGGACAGCUUUGAUGUGCUUGCGAUCUUAUGAGGCCACCGGCAAUGGCCGGGACUUGGAGCUGUGCGCCAAAAUUGUUGACGCCUGUACCCCAGCUGCUCAAAUCUCCAACAGAAGUGAAGUUGGUGUGUUUUAUGAAUAUUUUGUGUUCAGUGAUUUGGCUUACGAGGUGGCCGGGAUAGGGCAUGUUACAUUUCUUUGUGGUAGAGGAGGUGUCUAUGCUGUCGGUGCUAUAACUUCAAAUUACAGUGGGGACCAAAAGAAGCGCAACUUCUAUGUGGGUCGUUUUCUGGAGAUGGCACAAGAGAGAGCACUCCCUGUGGGACCAAAAGAAGGCGGAUUUGGGAUGUCAUACGACCUUCUCUACGGACGAGCUGGAUUUCUUUGGGCUGCUUUGUUAGUGAACAAAUAUUUAGGCCCCCAAACAAUCCCUAACGAGCUUCUCAUGCCAGUUGUCGAGGCAGUCCUGGCAGGAGGCCGAGCUGGCGCCUCUGACAACAUAUCAUGCCCGUUGAUGUACAGAUGGCAUGGGACCAGAUAUUGGGGUGCAGCCCAUGGGCUAGCCGGUAUAUUACACGUUUUGCUUCAUUUUCCUUUGUCUGGUGAUGAUGUUGAGGAUGUGAAAGCAACUCUAAGGUACAUGAUGAGUAAUAGGUUUCAACACAGUGGGAAUUAUCCAGUGAGCGAAGGGAACACGAGAGAUAAGCUGGUCCAGUGGUCCCACGGAGCUGGUGGUAUAGCUGUUACCCUAUGCAAAGCAUCCGAGGUUUUUCCGAACGAUAGGGAUUUUCGUGAUGCGGCCAUUGAAGCAGGGGAAGUUGUGUGGAAAAACGGGUUGGUGAAGAAGUUGGGGUUGGCGGAGGGUGCGGCUGGCAAUGCAUACGCGUUCUUGUCUCUAUUCCGUCUCACGAGAGACGGCAUAUAUGAAGAGAGAGCAAAGGCGUUCGCGACUUACCUGUAUCACGGUACGUGGAAAAUGUUGGCGGCUGAGAGAAAUUGUGGUGGAGAAGAGCUUAUGAUGUAUUCGCUUUUUGAAGGGGCAGCUGGGGCUGCUUGUCUCUGGUUUGAUCUGUUAGCGCCUUUGGAAUCUCGAUUUCCAGGCUAUGAAAUCUAGACUGUUGAGUGUCUGAGGCAAAGCUGGAAGUGUAGUAAUAUGGUAAUGGGUGAUUUGUGUGUGGUGGGGCACAAAGGGCCACUAGCUUCGAUACGUAUGUUAUGUAUGUUACCCUACCUUCGAACGUGAGACUUUGAGAUAUAAGGAAAUUGGAUCUGGCUUUGGUUGUGAGCCAGCCAUUGAUAUCUAAGAAAAUGUGUGAUGUUCUGGUGAAAAAAUGUGGGAUGGCACACAUUUAUAAUCUUUAGGGAUUUAUUGUACCAAAUCCCCCUAUAUUAUAUGAAAAUUUUAAAAAUUGUCAAACCCUCUUAUAUUUAAUAUCUGCAUGCAUACUC